AUGGGCCUCGUUUGUUGGCUCUCAGCUCAGGCCAUGCCGGCUCGAACAGUGCCGGACAGUGCCCUCACCUGGAAGCAUGAGUACAAGUCCUAUUCAGCUAUGGGCCUGCCCUACGUUUCUCUGGGGGUGCUCUUCAAGAUGGUGGUGAUCUCAAUCGCCUUGGCAGUCAUGCUGUACGGCACCAUAAAGGCGCUGAUGGCUGCCGUCAAGAAGCUUAUGAAAAUCAUCAACAAGAUGACCCAUUAUGCGAGAAGCAUCACGCCGCCCAGUUCUGACUCCUUCCCCGACAUUCCUGGACUUCCAAAGAUACCGAAGCUGAAGAUCCCGGACAUCCCAGGGAUUAGUCCACCGAAGCUUAGCCUAGGCUCGGCUGCCAAAAUGCUGGGAAUGGGAGCGGCGGCGCUGACGGCACCGCUGGCAAUUCUUGCUGCCAUUGCAUUGCUCAACAGGUACCGCAUCUUCAAGGCGAGGCUGUGGCCACCACUCUCAGGCCUUCCGGGUCUGCGAAAUGGCCUGUACCGUCUGCCUUACCGCGGUUUCAAGGGUGUGUUUUCGCACUUGCCCUACUUCGACCAGCUCUACAAUGCAGGUGGGCUGACGCUGCCCAUUUUAGGCUUGCCCAAAGCCGCGCUGAAUCCAGGCAAACAGCCUAUGGUGCCGGCUCGCAUCAACAAGCCCAGAAUCGACGGUGCUGCAGCUGUGGACUAUGACACGGUCAUGAAAGAGUACGACUUCUCCCAUGGUGUCGACCUUGGAAAGAGUGUGCUGGUGCCCUCCAUCAUCCUGAACCUUUCUAUGCGGUUCAAGCAGUUCAAGGAGAUGAUACCAUUUAUGGGGCCUCCGACCGUGAAAGAAAUGUUUGGAACGGAGAGCCUCAUGAAGAAGCUGACACGAGCUCUUGUGAAAGGAGCUAUGGCUUACGGAGCCUACAAGGCAACGGGCUUCGUUGCCGAGGGAACUUGCCGGUGGCCUUCAGAAUCACUGGCUGGAACCUCAGCUUCGAGCUUCACACUGCCAGAACAUAGGCUUGUGCUCGAGCAGUUCUCUGGGACAGGCUUAAACGGACAUCAUGAAAGUCAUCUGGGUGAGAGGCCCGCGAAGACCUCCCCAGUCAUCCAGGCUGGAAUGCUAGAAGAGGUGGUGGGCCUCGUGCUAACCUUACAGGACCUUACAGCAGACGCAUCAGCAGACCGCACACGCGCAUCACCGUCUUUGCCCCCUCGCCGUCCUAUCCUAUCUCCCUCGCUGUCUUCUGUGUGUCUCGCAUAA
Messenger RNA from Symbiodinium necroappetens, 1269 nucleotides. Lineage: Eukaryota; Dinophyceae; Suessiales; Symbiodiniaceae. The record is from the annotation of a GenBank genome assembly.